Molecule: messenger RNA, 1070 nt
Organism: Diatraea saccharalis (sugarcane borer)
Lineage: Eukaryota; Metazoa; Arthropoda; Insecta; Lepidoptera; Crambidae
Source: the annotation of a GenBank genome assembly
AUGAGCGUUUCGAAGUACGUUUUGCCGAAAUCAAUGAAAUCGCUACAGCGAUUCUCAAGUAGGUUCAAGACCACCAGAUCGGAAGUGUGGACUAUAAGUUCAGACGAAUCGGCGUAUUCCGAUGACGAUGUAAAAGUGAAUCCAGUAAGUCAUCGAGGAAGAUUUAAACAUCACAUGAGACGCAUGGCCAAUCCGCACUUCGAUAUGCUCUAUUGUAACGAAUCUGAAACAGAUAUGAUAAAAUGGAAAUCUAAAUACAAACAGAAGACCUUUGAGGUCUCAGCAUCCGACGAAUUCAGUAAGAAAGCUGAAAUAAUUACCAAACAGAUUUCCAAAGAUUUUUACGAUUGGUGGGUUUCCCUUGGCAUCGUGGAAUUCAAAAGCGAAAUUAAACGUCCAGAAGACAUUGAAGAUCUAUUCCAGGUUUGGUUUGAUGAACACGCAUCUCGAGGCCUUGUAUUGGAUCCGAAGAUUCUACCAUGUGUCCUGCAAAGCAUCGCUAAUUACGUUGGCGUACCACACGCGUCAUGUCCACGAGUUCUUAAGAGGCAAAUAGCUCAUGACAUACAUGCCGAGACCAGUCCUGCUCACACGACAGCCUUCAAUACUUGCUUGCCACAAAAGAUGAAACAUGUACCGCCGAGAAAUAACACCAAGGAAAUAUGGCACAGUCUCGAGAUUCCCGAGGAUCUACGUUCAAUGGCUUGCGUUUGGGAGGACAUUCAGCAUCUCACGUCUACAAAGGCAUUCCAGAACUGGCUGCAGCAGCAUCCGCAUCUGCCGAUGCCCCCAUGUUUGAAGCAGGAAGAGACAGCUGGAGAAAAGAAACAACUAUUCGUGGUACCGUCCGAUUACGUCAUCAAAGACAGGAGUACUUCCUCAUCGGCUCAAGAGCUGGCCCUUCCGGUUUCACAAUUCGAUCUCGAGCUAAAGGAAGUGUUGAGUAAACUACUUAAUCAGUAAAUAUAAAACGUUAAUAAAUGAUAUCUGUUAUGUUUGUUAGCUUAGAUUUUUUUAUGCAUUAAAUAUUUUGCUAUAUUAUGGAUAUUAUUUCCAAUUUGCAUUUCAUU